Schistosoma spindalis is the source of this 732-nucleotide messenger RNA. The record is from the annotation of a GenBank genome assembly. Lineage: Eukaryota; Metazoa; Platyhelminthes; Trematoda; Strigeidida; Schistosomatidae.
AUGGACCUUAGAAUUCCAGUAUUCUUCUAUAUGUUUUCAUUGGUUAUACUUCUAAACCUUGAUGGAAAUUACUCAUUAUCAUCUAAUGAAGGAAAUGAAACUGAGUCUUCAUCAGUGACUGAAGGAACCAAAACUACCAUUCAAUCAAAUAAUCCAAUAAAACAUGAUACCUCUACUACUGUUGAUAAUCAUGAUACUGCUACCGAUGCAAAGAAACAUGAUACUUCUGCAGCUGUUGAUAAUCAUGAUACUACUACUGCUGCAAAGAAACAUGAUACCUCUACUACUGUUGAUAAUCAUGAUACUGCUACUGCCACAAAGAAACAUAAUAUCUCUGCUGCUGCUACUGCUGAUAAUGAUGAUGACGAUGACGACGAUGAUGAGGAUGAUGAUGAUGAUAAUGAUGAUGACGUCAACUCUUCAAAUGUUACUAAGCGUUAUGAUCAAGAAUUAAUAACCCCAAAAAAGAUAUCUAAACUUGGUGAAUCCGAAGAUACUCUACCACCAAAGUAUAGAUUUACCAAUAAAUCUGAUCACAACAAGAUAAAAAGCAAAAAAAAGUAAUUCUAUGCAACGUUUCGAAUAAUCGUAGCAACUUCAAUAGCGAAUUAUAAAUGGAUGAUAAUUGAUUUGAUAUAACUAUAAUAAAUAAGUUCAUAUCACUGAUUUGUUUAAUCUUUUCUUUUAAAUAAUUCUUUUGUAAUAUAUAAAUCUAUCAUGGUUACAAACUGG